This is a messenger RNA of Poeciliopsis prolifica (blackstripe livebearer), 3117 nucleotides long. Its product is annotated as G-protein coupled receptor-associated protein LMBRD2B-like. Gene Ontology annotation, biological process: adrenergic receptor signaling pathway. NCBI's taxonomy places the organism in Eukaryota, Metazoa, Chordata, Actinopteri, Cyprinodontiformes, Poeciliidae. The record is from RefSeq and is a predicted model, not a curated record. Gene Ontology annotation, cellular component: membrane.
UUGUUUUGCUCAGACGUCACCGUCCGUCCAGGAGAACCGGGAUGCUGCUCCGCUGAUGUCCUGCGGGAGAACCGCGGACUGUGUCGGUGAAGUCGGUGGAAGAUCCGCCCAGCGCGGCGCGGGGAGCUGCGUGACCGGCCGAGGAGCCUCUGGAGGCGGACGCAGCGCCACUCGUACCCGGCUGCUGUGUGACCUGCGGGGGGCGCUGCGGCACCAUGAGCGGCGCGGCGCUCGGCCUGGAGAUCGUCCUGGUCUUCUUCUUGGCUCUCUUCCUGCUGCACCGCUACGGAGACUUCCGGAAGCAGCAGCGCAUGGUUCUGUUCGGCACGCUGCUGGCCUGGUACCUCUGCUUCCUCAUCGUCUUCAUCCUGCCGCUGGACGUCAGCACGACCAUCUACAGGCAGUGCAUCGAAGACCAUGAGGAACACCUUCCUGCGUCCACCGCCAGCCCGACCAACCGGACCGGACCCAGUGGGCCCAACCCGCCCAGCAGCAUGGCUCCGACCAGGAGGACCGUCCCGUCGCCAUGUCACCGGCCCUGGAGCUACAUCCCCGAAGGCAUCAUGCCCGUGUUCUGGAGGGUGGUGUACUGGACCUCUCAGUGCCUCACCUGGCUGCUGCUGCCCUUCAUGCAGUCGUACGCUCGCUCCGGAGGGUUCUCCAUCACCGGGAAGAUCAAGACGGCGCUCAUCGAGAACGCCAUCUACUACGGCACCUACCUGCUGAUCUUCGGCUCGCUGCUCAUCUACGUGGCGGUUCACCCCGACUGGCCUCUGUCUCACCUGUCCUGGUACCAGCUGCAGACUAUCGGCAUCACGGCGGCCAACACGUGGGGCCUGUUCCUGCUGGUGCUGCUGCUGGGCUACGGCCUGGUGGAAAUCCCGCGCUCCUACUGGAACGCCUCGCGCCACGGACACCUGCUCAUGAAGACCUACUUCAAGGCCUCCAAGCUGAUGACGGAGAAGGCGGACGCAGAGGAGAACCUGGAGGACGUGAUGGAGGAGGUGAGGAAGGUCAGCGAGUCCAUCAAGUAUAACCAUCCGCUGAGGAAAUGCAUCGACACCAUCCUGAGGAAGUGUCCCGUGGACUACCAGGAGAAGAUGGGUCGGAACAUGGACGACUACGAAGACUUUGACGACAAGCAGAACUCGUACCCGACCGAGAAGAGUCUGGUCAAGCUGCACAAGCAGGUGAUCUACGCCGUGCAGAGGCACAACCGGACCCGGGUCCAGUGGCAGAUCCUGCUGCAACAGGCCGUCCACCUGGAGGACGUGGCCAAGAACGAGACCAGUCUGAGCCACCAGUUCGUCCACAGCUUCCAGUCCGCCGAGCCGCCGGGCCGCUUCAGCCGCUACGUCUACACCCCGACCGUAGAGUGGUACUGGGAAUGCCUCCUGAAGCGCUGGUUCUACCGGCUGGUGUCUGUGGUUCUGACGCUGUUCAGCGUGGCCGUGGUCUGGUCCGAGUGCACGUUCUUCAGCACCCGACCCGUCCUGUCGCUGUUCGCCGUCUUCAUCCAGCUGGCAGAGAGAGACUACAACUACCUGUACAUCGAGAUGGCGUGCUUCAUCACCAUCUUCUUCCUCUGCACCUGCGUCUACUCCACCGUGUUCCGGAUCCGGGUCUUUAACUAUUACUACCUGGCCUCCCACCACCAGACCGACGCCUACAGCCUGCAGUUCAGCGGCAUGUUGUUCUGCCGUCUCACUCCUCCUCUCUGCCUGAACUUCCUGGGUCUGAUCCACAUGGACUCCGCCAUCUCCCACCAGCAGAAGCUGCCCACGGCCUACACCUCGAUCAUGGGCUCGAUGCGCGUUCUGUCCUUCAUCGCCAACGGCUUCUACAUCUACUACCCCAUGCUGAUCGUCAUCCUCUGCAUCGCCACCUACUUCAGUCUGGGAACCUGCCUGAACCUCCUGGGCUUCCAGCAGUUCAUGGAUGACAGCGAGAUGACCUCUGACCUCAUCGACGAGGGGAAGGAGCUGAUCCGACGCGAGAGGAGGAAGAGGCAGAGGAUCGAAGACGGAGAGAACCGACGGAGAGAGUGGAAGGAGCGCUACGGCAACCAGAGGGAGGACUUCGCUCCCCGCAACCGGAGCAGCCACGAGAUGAAGGAGACCAGUUACUCCGAGUCCAGCAGGGACAGACAGGUGAAGUAUUCUCGCUCUGCCAGCCGGGCGGACAGGGACCGCAUCGAGCUGCUGCAGGACGCCGAACCGCUGGACUUCAACGCCGACGCCCCGACGGACGACGUCCUGGAGGCCGAGGCCAGCAGACAUGCAGGAGGACGAUAUCUCUCCAUGUCUUCGUCUCGGAAUCGGAUAUUUGAUGAUGUUUAGUUUUUCGGCUGCUGCUCCCCUCCCUCCAUGCAUGCUUCCGACCUCUGACCUGCAGGUCAGCUAUCUGAAGGAUUUUUCUGGUGGCUGAUGAACCUUCAUCCAUCACUGAUGAAGGUCAUAUUAUACUUUAUUUAUAUUUUAUUUUGUCCCCAUGUUGGUGUUGUUGGUUAAUUUCGUAGUGAAUCCUGAAUGAUUAUUAAUAAUUAUAAAUAAUUUGCACUGAUCUGAAAUGUCUGAGCUGCUGACUGAAUCACAUUAAAUGAUUUUGUUGUUUUAAUGUGUGAAAACAAAAUUUUUGAGGCAUUUAAUGAACAUCAAUGUUUCAGUAAUUGAUCAGCUCAGAAUCAAUGGCUCUCCUCACUGGCAGCUUUUUCAUCUCACCAAGUUCAGGUAAAACUAAAACUUGGCGCUGAUUUCAGAAGCCUGUCCAACACCUAUUAACUCUAAAAACUGAGUUUUAUUUCAGUUUUGCUGCUUUGUUCAUUCGUUUGUGACCUGGGAAUAAAAGGGUCGACCACUCGGCCCUGAGGGACUCCAGGUUUCUGCUCCAAACAUCAAGUCACUGCAGAAUUAGAAAACUGCUUCCGGAAUAACAGACAGGACGACGCUGCCGAAGGAUCAUCUCUGUUGUGUAUAUUGUGUAUAUUUUGUGUUUUUGUAUUCUCUGGGUUAACUGGUCACUUUGUGUUCACGGCUCCAGACGUGAUGUGAAGUCUGGACUGCUUCCUCUGCUAACCGUGUUCUGUCUGAAAAUAAAAACUGGUUCAUGCUGAAAAGA